Vicia villosa (hairy vetch) is the source of this 449-nucleotide messenger RNA. RefSeq names its product small ribosomal subunit protein bTHXm-like. Gene Ontology annotation, biological process: plastid translation. The transcript has a single exon. The record is from RefSeq and is a predicted model, not a curated record. The coding region runs from base 26 to 295 and encodes 89 amino acids. Lineage: Eukaryota; Viridiplantae; Streptophyta; Magnoliopsida; Fabales; Fabaceae. Gene Ontology annotation, cellular component: plastid; ribosome.
AAUAGCAAAGAAUUGAAAAGUGUCAAUGGCGAGUGGUGCUAGUGCGAUGCAGCGGUGCACCGUCGCUGCGAGGUGGUUGAUAAGAGGAGCCUCGACGGAGACGCCGUCUUCUUGUUCCGGCGUAGCAGCUCCGAUAUUGUGCGGUCGCGGUGAUAAAAAGACGAAGAAAGGGAAGAGAUUCAAGGGAUCUUACGGCAAAUCUCGUCCGAAGAGGGAACAAAUGAUAGAGCGGAUGAAAGAUAAGGUUGAAGUUCCCAGGUCUACUCCUUGGCCUCUUCCUUUCAAGCUCAUUUGAUUUCAUUCAAUUCGAGUUGAUUCUCAAAUACUCUCUCUGCGUUCCAAAUGUACUCUAUUCCAAUUUUUUAGGGUUUUGAGGUCGUUAUUCAUGAACAAUGUACUAUCAUCAAUACCGUUUUCCAUUUCAAUGGAAUUUUUAAUUUUCGGCUUCA